Molecule: messenger RNA, 528 nt
Organism: Paraglomus occultum
Lineage: Eukaryota; Fungi; Glomeromycota; Glomeromycetes; Paraglomerales; Paraglomeraceae
Source: the annotation of a GenBank genome assembly
AUGUUCACACCGCCUUCACCAUUGCAACUAUCACACGCUUUCACCACGCCACCAUUACAAUGCCAAUCCCCUCAUACACCACCCACAAUAUCUCCUUCAUUACAGCCGAUAUACACAACGACCACACCUACAACGCCACCUCCACUCCCGAUUUCAAUGUCGGGAGAUACACUAACUCCCACAAGCGAAAAUUUAUUCGAUAAUGAGAGAAGUUCUUACUUUUCCGACGAUUCGACUGAUGAAGAAGAGAGUGACGACGAAGAGAGCAGAGAGAAGGUGACGUGGUAUAAAAGUGAGUUCGAUCUGUUGAUACAUGAAUUUGACACUUUUGUCCAAACUGCUCGGCCCCCUCUUGCACCCUUUUCGCAUUUUCGUCCCCCAUCAAAUCUCCUACAUCGCGUAGCCAAGAAAGUCAUUCGAAAAUAUCCUGACUGGAGACAUUCGACUACAGACACAAUGAGAGGUCUAAGAGAUUAUCUGAGAAGUUUAAGUUGGAGGAGAGAAGAAGACGAAUGGGAGAAUGUGUAA